ACUAUGCCACCGGAUGUCACUGCUGUGAAAAGCCUGGAGCGGUCUCUUUGUGAGGGACUUCAGCAGGAAGUGCCUUCCGCUGUGGAAGUGAAGGGGCUGCCAUUUUACCGAGCUUACGCGUCAGAAGUGAUAAAUGGGGAUCAAGGUGAUCCAGCUCACCUCAAAAUCUCACCAUGAAAACCUUCUGGCUUCCCUGCAUCAAAUGAGGAUGCAGGGGCAACUGUGUGACGUAACGGUCCAAGUGAACUACCAGGAAGAGGUAGAGGAGUUUCAAGCCCACCAGCUGAUUCUGGCUGCGUCCAGCGGGUAUUUUCAGAAGAUUCUCCUCUCCCAGGACGCAAACCAAGCCAAGUUACAGCUCUCAAACAUGCACUCGAGUGACUUCACAAAGUAUCUGGAGUUCGUCUACACAGGUAAGAUAGAGGUCGCCAGGAAUAAGAUUGGCGACGUUCAGGAAGUGGCGCGAUUACUGGAUUGCGAGGGCCUGUCGGUGGUUUGCAGCGACGCCUUGAGCGCUGGAGUUCUGGAAAGGCCCAAAAGGAAAUCCUGCGACUCCAAAAUCAAAGACGGAGGAGUAGAAUUACCCAGCGCUGAAAAGGUCGAUGCAAAGAAGCAACCCCUUAAGCGGCAGCUUUCGUCGCAGAGCCCCGAGAAACAAGACUGUAAAAAGAAGCGGAAGGCAAAAACCUUUCAAAGGAAAACGACCAAGCAAGUAAAAAAGUUGAAACUGAAGCUGGCGGGCCGCAAGGUGCUCCAGAGGUGCUUGCGUUACUCUUUGAAAGAGGAUCCUAAAGAUAAAAACCAAACGAAUGAAUCUGAGGACAGAACCGGAGAAGAUUCUGAACCAGAGAAUGAAGAAGACUUAAAUGAGGAACAGGAGAAUAUCGAGGGCAGAGCCUCAGAUGAGGCGCAUGACUUGGACUUUGAGGAAGAUGCACAGAGUAACGAUCCUCAAGACUCGUUGUAUGUGGACGAAGAGGAGGAGGAUGACGAAGAUGAGGAAGGACAGUCUGGGGAGGAAGUUAAAAGGAUAUCCAAGGCCCAGUUCAGCUGUAACAAGUGCCAGCGGACUUUCCAUUAUGAGAAAAGCUACUUGAAGCACAUCAGCACAUACCAUGGAGUGAAAGCACACGUCAUCCACCGCUGUGAGACUUGCAUGCAGACCUUCGCCAACAGCAGCAAUCUGAAGAUCCACGAGAAGCACGUCCACAGCAACGAGAGGCUCUUCACCUGCGAUUCCUGCAGCAAGACCUUCAAACGGAAGAAGGACGUCGUCCGCCAUAAACGACAGGUACACGAAAGGAACAUGAGGCAUGUGUGCUCCGAAUGUGGGAAGUCCCUCAGCUCCAGAGCGGCCUUGUUGCUUCACGAGAGGACGCACACGGGCUUGAAGCCCUACGAGUGCACCGUCUGCGGGGCCAAGUUUACCCAGAACUCUGCCCUCAAGAUGCAUCACAGGACUCAUACAGGGGAGAAGCCCUAUGCAUGUGAUUUGUGUGACGCCCGGUUCUCUCAAAGGCACAUGUUGGCCUAUCACAAGAGAUCACACACAGGGGAAAAACCUUUCAUGUGUGAGUCCUGUGGUAAAAGCUUUGCAUCCAAAGAGUACCUGAGGCAUCACUCUAACAUCCACACGGGCUCCAAGCCGUACAAGUGUGAGCACUGUGGCAGAGGCUUCGCCCAGAGGAACUCUCUCAACCAGCAUUUAAAAAUUCACACGGGUGAGCGUCCGUACAGCUGCAAGUCCUGUGAUAAACACUUCACUCAGCUCAACGCGCUGCAGAGGCACCAGCGGAUUCAUACGGGAGAGAAGCCCUACAUGUGUGGGCUCUGCAAACGCACCUUUACUGACAAGUCCACCCUGCGCAGGCACACUAUGAUCCAUGGCUCGGAUGCGCCGUGGAAGACCUACCUGGUUGUGCUGGAAGGAAACGUGGAAGAGAAGAAGCCCAAGUCUCCUACAAAAGAAAAGGGAGGAUCGGAGGAGAAAAGGAGCACGGCCAACAGAAGCUCUUCCUCCGCAGUUGCCACCGUUCACGCCAUUGACGAUGAAGACAAAAGCAGCACAGAAACUGUGGUGGUUCCGACUGAGCCGGUGACUCUCUCAGCUGACUGGGCCAGGCACGGAGCAAUCACUCUGGUCAGCCACGGCGGCGGCGGCACCAUCGCCGUCAUCCACACUGAGGUCCCGCCGGGGACGCAGAUCCAGCCCAUCGUGGCCACCGGGAGCACAAACACCAUCACGUUAGACGGUUCGGCCAUCACCGUGCCUUUUUCCAUCCCGGUAUCCGUAGCUCAGACGUUGUCCUCUGAAGCUCCGUCCGGCUCUCUGUCUCUUCCCACGCUCUCUGUCCCCGUUUCUGAGACCUUGUUGGCGUCAGACAUCUCCACCGUCUCUGCGACGUCUCUGCUGGAAGCAGCUGCCGCACAGACGGUUUUAGCCCCACCUUUGGAAAACAAGCCAACCUCCGAGAGCGAUAAGUUGCUCCCGGAUAUAGAGACUGUGAUCGUUGGGGAGGGGAUUCGUGGAAAAGAACAGGAACAACUCCUGGACGAUGGACAGAACAAGACAGCAGAUUAGCAGAAACCACCAAAGAUCAAAGCUCUGUGUAGAAGAAACUUUCUUUGUGCUGCGAUUAAGGAUUUUGCAGCAAUAUGACAUAAAGGCUUAUGUAAAGCUUUUGGUGUCAUUUAAAAUCAAUAUUGUACUGAUAACAGCUGUGCAUUAUUACAAUUUAUUCUUACUACUUAUCAGACUGUAAUAGUGGUUAGGUAGCAGGUGACGCUUUGUUUGUUUUGGUCCUGGUUUAUUUGCCCUCUGUGCAAGCUUUUACCUGAUUUGUACAUAUACAUUACCAUUUCCUCUCCUUAUUGUCAUAUCUUACCUAUGUACGUAAACAAAUUUCUCUUGGUAGGUAAGUAUUUUAGUGAAUUAUGACGAUACAUAUUUAAAAUUGCUUACAUUUCAUGUAUAAUUUAAUUGUGAGAGCUUACGCAACAAUUUGGCCCCAACAUUCAAAGGCGAUGAAGAAUGUGUAUCGCGAGGGACCAAAAUGUAUGUCUGGAUUUUGAAACAAAAUAAACAGGUGAUUGACAUGGAAGCUCACAAACACCA
Xiphophorus couchianus (Monterrey platyfish) is the source of this 3115-nucleotide messenger RNA. It is a transcript of the gene gzf1, whose product is annotated as GDNF-inducible zinc finger protein 1. Gene Ontology annotation, molecular function: protein binding. Gene Ontology annotation, biological process: regulation of gene expression. NCBI's taxonomy places the organism in Eukaryota, Metazoa, Chordata, Actinopteri, Cyprinodontiformes, Poeciliidae. Gene Ontology annotation, cellular component: nucleus. The record is from RefSeq and is a predicted model, not a curated record. Bases 134 to 2581 code for a protein of 815 amino acids. The transcript is spliced from 8 exons.